ACACCUCAGCGGACGGGCUUCCCGUCUCCUGAUUGGUCCGCUGCUCAUUAUCGGGAUUGUCCCUCUAAGGAGCUUUGGCCUAAAAGGUAACAGGAGCUCCGAUCGAGGAGGUCGACCUCCAGCGAGGUGUUCAAGCGGCUCAGGGAUGAGCUGAAACGACACUUGGAGCGGUCUGACCUCCGGGUACUUUGGAGGGAAAGGAGCAUCCUUAAACAUGGUGGAGGUGUUUUCCGGCCGGACCCUGCUGAAUAAAGACGGGGAUCUGGUGGAUCCCGAGCUGGCGCUGAGGAACAAGGUGGUGGGGAUCUACUUCUCGGCAGGAUGGUGCCCUCCGUGUCGCGACUUUACACCGAUCCUGUGUGAUUUCUACACGGAGCUGGUGGAGGAGGGUGAGCCUCCUGCACAGUUUGAGAUAGUUUUCGUCUCCUCGGACAAGACGCUGGAUGACAUGGUUGAAUAUUAUCACGACAUGCACGGAGACUGGCUCGCUCUGCCCUGGACGGAUGAAUAUAAACAUGAGUUGAAGCAGCGCUACAACAUCACAGCGGUCCCAAAACUGGUGAUUGUGAAGGAAAACGGCGACGUGAUCACCGAUAAGGGCAGGAAGCAGAUCCGAGACAGAGGCCUGGCCUGCUUCGGGUCCUGGCUGGAUGCUGCUGAGGUCUUUCAGAACUUCAAGGGCUAGAACCGCCCAGACGGACCAGAAGAAAAACAUCGUUUAUGAGAAUUUACAAUUACACUAUAAUUUUCUUCUCCACGUCAGCACUAAAACCAUGUUAAACCCCUGAGUUUAGCUCAGCUUUUUAGAAGUCAUGGCAGGAUCAUAAACAAAGACUAAAGAUUAGCUUUCAGCUUCAAGCCUUUGCUAUGCAUUUAAGGUGAAUCUCAGGCAUAUCUGCAAUAGCUAUGUUGUGUGUGUGUGUUGUGAUAAGCAGCUGCUAUAGUUUUGAGGACUUUUUCCUGCAGCUCCAGAUUAAACAAAUAUUUAUUGAACGUCUUGUUUUGAUGCAAAAAGAAAGACUUGUAGUUGUGUUUGCACCUGCGUGUAUAUUUUUAUAUUCUGUUUUCUAUGAGUUGGUAAUAAAAUAUGAUCUGAACUUAAA
This is a messenger RNA of Oryzias latipes (Japanese medaka), 1103 nucleotides long. RefSeq names its product nucleoredoxin like 2 (gene nxnl2). The record is from RefSeq and is a predicted model, not a curated record. Lineage: Eukaryota; Metazoa; Chordata; Actinopteri; Beloniformes; Adrianichthyidae. Gene Ontology annotation, biological process: visual perception; sensory perception of smell; photoreceptor cell maintenance.